Eurytemora carolleeae is the source of this 886-nucleotide messenger RNA. Its product is annotated as voltage-dependent anion-selective channel. Gene Ontology annotation, biological process: monoatomic anion transmembrane transport. Gene Ontology annotation, molecular function: voltage-gated monoatomic anion channel activity. The record is from RefSeq and is a predicted model, not a curated record. NCBI's taxonomy places the organism in Eukaryota, Metazoa, Arthropoda, Copepoda, Calanoida, Temoridae. Gene Ontology annotation, cellular component: mitochondrial outer membrane.
AUGAAGGAGAGAAGUUUGUCAAAAGGAAGAGAAGUUUUUCAAGAUAGAGAUAAGUUUGUCAUUGUCAAGAAGAAGAGAAUUGCUUGUAAAGAAAUAGAGAAGUUUGCCAAUAAGGAGAGAAGUUUGGGAUAUCAUUUUGGAGUUCUCAAGCUUGAUGUUAAGACCAAGACUGCUUGUCCUUGGACACCAAGUUCACCCCUGCAUCUGGAAGUCUGGGAGGAAAGGUGUCUGCUGAGUACAAGCAUGAUACAGCUACUGUCUGUGCUGAUCUUGAUCUUGGUCUGACUGCACUGAACGCAUCAGCUGUAGUUGGACACAAGGGUUGGUUGGCCGGUUAUACAACCUCAUUCGAUAUUGACAAAACAUUUAAAAUAUGGAAACAUCAUUUUGGUCUGGGGUACUCUGCCCCUGACUUUGUUCUGCAUACCAGUGUUGCUAACGGUACUGAGUUCGGGGGAUCCGUUUAUCAGAAGGUGUCUCCAAGCCUGGAGACUGGAGUAAACCUAGGAUGGAGCAGCGCCACCAGCUCCACUUCAUUCGGUAUCGGAGCUAAAUACAACCUAGAGGACGGAGCAGCUCUCAGGGCUAAGAUCAACAACAAGAGUGAACUAGGUCUAGGAUACCAGCAGAAAUUGAGAGAUGGAGUAACUGUAACUCUCAGCACUCUUGUCAACAGCGGAAACUUCUCAGCUGGAGGACACAAGGUUGGGCUUGCUCUUGAGAUGACCGCUUAAAUAUUGAUCCAGAAUAUUUUACAAUUAAAUGUUAAAACCAUAAUUAAUUGAUUAUUUGUAAUUCAGCGCUCUCUGCUAUUUCAAAAUAUUCCACAUUGUUAAACUUAGUCACCAGUAGUAGUUGGAGAAAUAAACAUUUACCAGUCACGUGA